UCAUCUUUUGACGUUGACGAGCAAUUGAACUCGCGAAGGAAGUGCGACGGAUAGCUAUAUUUAUGUCCUUUAAGACCAGUCAUCGGUUAAAUCUCUAAAUCAUGAAGUCCAAUCAUUCAAUGUUAGUUCUGUGGCUAGUCGCUAUUUUACGUGGAGUUUCUGGAGAAGCAGAAAUUCUUCUCAAGGAACCAACUAAAUCAGACCUUUGGUAUUGGACUAUCUUUAAAGAAGGUAAAGGAGGUGCAGGGUGGAACCAUCCUUCAACUCAAUCACUGGCUUACACAGUCUGUGAUGUCAGUAACACAAAGGAGGAACCAAAGAGUUGGUUGCUAACAGAAUUUAUUGACAUCAAGAAUGCUAAACGACUUGAUAUUGAAAUAACUUUUGGCCUUCUUAACUGCUCCUUAGUUGACGUGGGGCCAUUCUGCAGAACAAACUUCUCCCUUUAUUCUUAUCAUACCGAUAACAAAUUAGCUGCUCCUCCCAACCCAAAAAUAAUAAAUUUUCACAAAGAAACUGUAAUAACUGCAAAGAAUCCUCGUGGGCCUAGAGAGGAAACAACAGAAACAUUUUAUGGGUCAGUGGUAACUAAAGAAAAGGGAAUUUAUCUGGCGUUACUAGACCAAGGAGCCUGCUUGACAAUAAAGAAGUUUGUUGUAAGAUAUCGUUACUGCUCUGAAAGUGGUGCUACUUUGGUUAAAUUUCCAAGAACAGUUGCCCCAGCAAAUGAUAUCAAUUUCACCAAACAGGAAGGAGAAUGUACAGACCCUAACUCGCAUAAAAGUAGCAAUGGAAAGUUGUUUGGUGUGUGUCUUAGUAUUGGAGAAUGGAACAUUACAGGUAACUCUGCCUGCUUUUGCAACAAUGGUUAUGAACUCAUCAAUGGAUCUUCAGACUCUUUGGCAUGCAAAGAGUGUCAGAUUGGCUUCUACAGGAAUGCUGAUAGGAUUUCAAAAUGUCUCCCUUGUCCUGCAAAUUCAGCAUCUAAUACAGGUAGAACUGGUUGCACAUGUGAUAAAGGUUACUACAGGUCCUACAGGUCAUCUGAUGAGGCAGAUUGUAAAGAGUUGCCAAAAGCUCCACUCACAGCUAAUGCUACUGUGGUCAAGGCAACAGUUGUUCAGAUCAGUUGGCAACGUUCACCGGAUGAUUUUGAGAAUGACCCAUUAACAUAUGCUGUAGACUGCUUUAAAUGUAAGUCAAAAGAAGACAAGAACUGCAGAGAGCCGUGUAAUUCAGGCAUAGAAUAUUCACCAAGUAAGGAAAAUAUCAGUGGUGUUGAGGUGACCAUAAACGGUUUACCACCAUCCAGUUACUUUCUGUUUCGAGUUUACUCAGUGAAUGAGUUGAAUCAACGGCAACAAAACAGAGAUGAUUGGAACUUUGCUAAAGUUUUUGUCAAGACAAAAGUGUCAACAACUCAUCCAACUGAAGGGGAAACAGGUUCCUCAAAGACAGUGCUCAAGAUGGUGUUAUACAUAGCAGUUCCUAUAGUGGCUGUCUUGGUCUUUUUAGCUGUUCUUUGUGUUGUCUGUUUCUGUAGGGGAAGAGAUAAAAAAGGCUACUUAAAACCAGUUGAGUUGAGAGAUGGGCAAGUGAUUUUACCAACGAGAGGCCAGAGACUUUAUAUUGAUCCAAGUAAUUACGAAGACCCUGAGGAGGCUUUGAGAACGUUUGCCAAGGAACUGGACAAGAAAUGGAUCACUUUGGAACAUAUUAUCGGUGGAGGUGAAUUUGGCGAUGUAUACAAAGGAACUUUGUCGAGACCAGGAGAAGAUACCAUCCUUGUUGCUGUCAAGACGUUAAAGACUGGUGCUCUUCGUAAGAACCGCCAAGACUUUAUCGGCGAAGCUUCCAUUAUGGGCCAGUUUUGUGACCCGAAUGUCAUCUUUCUCGAGGGUGUUGUUACUAAAACCUCACCCAUGAUGAUCGUGAUCGAAUUUAUGUCCAAUGGUUCUCUCGACAAUUACCUCAAGAAAAUGGACGGAAAACUUACAGCGCUGCAGUUGUUGGGAAUGGCGCGAGGUGUCGCAUCAGGAAUGAAAUAUCUCUCCGAAAUGAACUUUGUUCAUAGGGAUUUGGCUGCACGCAAUAUUUUGGUAUCAGAGGGUUUGGUUUGCAAAGUAGCAGAUUUUGGUUUGUCUAGAGAGUUGGAAGACUCAGCUUAUGAAACCAAGGGAGGCAAAAUUCCUGUCAGAUGGACGGCAUUAGAGGCAAUUGAGUACCGUAAAUUCACUCCAGCCAGUGACGUUUGGAGCUAUGGUGUCUUGCUAUGGGAAAUCAUGUCAUUUGCCGAGAGACCUUACUGGGACUGGGGUAACUAUGAGGUCAUGGAACGAGUCAAAUCAGGUUACCGUCUUCCACCUCCAAUGAACUGCCCAAAGGUCAUUCAUCAGGUCAUGUUGAACUGCUGGAAUGCUGAACGGAACAAGCGACCGAAGUUUUCAGAAAUUGUGAAGAAACUCGACGUCCUGAUUCGAUCUCCUGAUAAACUCAACGAAGAUACUAGUACAGUUCCCAGGUCACCCAAGAUGGAAUAUACUUCCAUGACAACAGUGCAAGAAUGGCUGGAGAGCAUCAAGAUGGGACAGUACCAUGACAAGUUCAACAAAGCAGGCUUCACGCACCUUAACCAAGUAGCCAAUAAUGAUGAGCUCGACCUCAACGAAAUGGGCAUUAAGCUCAUUGGUCACAAGAAUAAAAUUCGCAAGAGCAUAAGGGAAGUGAAGAAAACCUUGGACAAAGAUUCCCUUCAAGUUGUCUAACUCUUAGCGUUGAAUUGGUAACGAGCCAGCUACAUUUUUGAGUCGGACUGUAAACAAGGGCAUGCGCACAAGUCAACAGCUAUGGAUAAGUAUAUCAUUCAAUAGAGAUGGACAAGUACACAUAAACGAAGACGUUUGUUUAGAGUUUUAUUUUCUGGUGGAACUAAAUAUGAGAAUUUAAAGAUUUUCCUGCAUUUGCUUUUAGAAAAUGUAUCUUUUAAGGAUUUUAUUCAAUUCAGAACAGGCUCGUGACGUAGGUGUAAUGUUAUUAUUAUUAUCAUUAUUCUUAUUAUUAUUAUUAUUACUAUUAAAAUAACUCUUAUCUUUAUGUAAUUACCAUUACCGGAUCAUUGUCAGUGUCUGAGCAACUGGGCAACUGCCCCUCCCCUUACACAACAUUAAUUUAAACUUGUUAUCAGUUCACUGUUGUUGGAUAAGGGGAGAAAACGGUGUGCAUUUGCCCAGAUAGAUCUUACUGACAUUGAUUCCAACUAUCUUCUCUAUAACGACCCUUCUUCUUCUGGCGAACAUAUAAGUAGACCAGCGAGCUCAAUGCAUUAAACUUAAAGUGCGUCAAUAAUCGAUUUAAUCAGCAGAUAGCAUUGCAUUGGGAAGUAAAAAUUUUGCGGGAGAUAAUUAUACUCAGUAUAAUUUCCAAUUCCGCACUUUACUUCUUAGCAUUUGGAAUCGGUGUGAUAAGUUGUGGAAGACUCAUGUCUCUCUCAAAAUAAAGACAGUAAUCUUUUUCCUCAACGUUAUUUUUCCUAGACUGUGAAAGUAGGAGGAGUAGAACAGGGAAAACCAUUCAAAUUAUUCAAUUAUAUCUCUCAAAAUAAAGACAGUAAUCUUUUUCCUUAAAGUUAUUUUUUUCUAGACUGUGAAAGUAGGUGGAGUUGAACAGGGAAAAUUAUUCAAAUGUAGAAAAAGUUGCUGGAAAGAAUUGUGCAGUUAAAUAUAUCAAGUUAGGUAGUUAAUCUUGAUAAGUGCCGAGCCAACUAUCCCUUUUAGAAAUAUGAUUUUAAUCCUAGCUUGAAAAAUUCAAGUCUCAUUUUGUCAACAUUUGAACAUAAUACAGAUGGGGCUUCUUUUCUCACUUGGUGUAAUUUGAGUUUUCAACGUCAACAGAUAAGUUAGGAAUUAUUUUUUAAUAAGUUGAGUAGAUUUUGUAGGUCUUUUUUUAAUCAAAUGCGCUUAAGGCUUUCUUGAUUUAGUUUCGAUAACAUAACAUAAUCUGUAGCGAGAGCGUGUAAAUAUAAAAUUCUCGGCCAUUAUUAUAUACAUCCUUAUGUGGAAUAUCAUAACUUUGUUUCGUGUUUUUAGUGUACAGUUACGAAUUAUGAAAUAAACAGUAUUUUGAAGGUUGUUGUAA
Molecule: messenger RNA, 4134 nt
Organism: Pocillopora damicornis (cauliflower coral)
Lineage: Eukaryota; Metazoa; Cnidaria; Anthozoa; Scleractinia; Pocilloporidae
Product: ephrin type-A receptor 4
Biological process (GO): axon guidance; protein phosphorylation; ephrin receptor signaling pathway
Cellular component (GO): plasma membrane; dendrite
Molecular function (GO): transmembrane-ephrin receptor activity; protein binding; ATP binding
Source: RefSeq, a predicted model, not a curated record